Messenger RNA from Lolium perenne, 2122 nucleotides. Its product is annotated as GDSL esterase/lipase At1g20120. NCBI's taxonomy places the organism in Eukaryota, Viridiplantae, Streptophyta, Magnoliopsida, Poales, Poaceae. Gene Ontology annotation, molecular function: hydrolase activity, acting on ester bonds. The record is from RefSeq and is a predicted model, not a curated record.
CUGCAGGACGGAUCUAAAACUUCUGUUAUUUCGAAAGGGAGGUAGCUAGUAUCCUAUUUUUUUGAGGGAAUAAAAGGAGAUAGCAUAUUUGUUGUAUAAUCUUAGUUGGUCCAUGUUUAAGUUUUCUUUUAGGAUCUAAAUUUUCAGCCCACGGAUGCAUAGCCAGCCCUAGGCUCUCGGGCCAGCCCAACGAGUUGCAGCAUUUGCACUUGCACAGCAAGCCCUACCAGAGAAUUGUCACUUGUUGCUUUGCUGGUUUCUGUUUUCCUUCACUUGUUGCUUUGUAGGAGCCCAGAUGGGGAAUGGGGCAAGUUUUAUGGACUUGGUCAGUCGUCACCUAGGGUAAAGUAAUCGGCAAUUCGGCAUGGCGAUGAAUAUGCUACAGGGUCCAGCGCUGGAUCAUUCUCUCCACUACAGCCUACAGGGGAGGAGAAAGAGGAUAACACCGUCCGGCAGCCGAGUGGCAGUAGCCGGCGCUGCAGCCAUGAAGCCGCAGCAUGGGUCGAUACCGCAAGUGCUCUAUAUUCGGUGGGCACGAGUCACCCAUUGAUCGACGGAGCAAAUUGGGACUAUUAGCCUGCUUCCGUAUGCUACAGGAAAAAAGAUGAAAUUACUUAAUUCAUGCAACUUCCAACCAACCGUACGCGCUGAAUUUGGCUAGUAUAAAAAGGCAUCUCCCGCCCAUCCUGCGUCAGGCGCUGAUAGACACACACACACACAAUGACACAAAGCAGAAAUCUAGUGGAGUGUUAGUGUUGUACAAAGCAAAGCAAUGCCUGGUCAAGCGCUUCUGUGCAUGCUACUCACAGUGCUUCUGCUGGUCGCCAAUGGAGCAGGCACGGGCAAAGGUAAGAUCUCGGCCGUCUUCAUGUUCGGCGACUCCAUGGUCGAUCCAGGCAACAACAACCACCGCAUCACCGAGGCCAAGGCCAACUUCCCGCCGUAUGGCCAGGACUUCCCCGGCGGGAAGGCCACCGGGAGGUUCUCCAACGGCAAGGUCCCUGGAGACAUGCUAGCUUCUAGGUUUGGAGUUAAGGAGCUGUUGCCUCCGUAUGUUGGAAAUGAUCUUGAACUAACUGACCUACUCACUGGUGUCGCAUUUGCCUCUGGAGGCAGUGGAUAUGACCCCUUCACUUCGGUGCCUGCGACUGCUACAACCAGUACCGGGCAACUUGAAUCGUUUCUUAAUUAUAAGGAGAAACUCAAGGAGUUGGUCGGAGAGGAGGAGAUGACACGUGUCGUCUCAGAAGGGGUUUACUUUACUGUCAUGGGGGGCAAUGACCUUGUAAAUAAUUAUUUUACAUUUCCUUUGAGGCGGCAUCAAUAUGACCUUCCUUCCUACGUUGAAUUUCUCGUCUCAUUGGCGGUUAAUUUUACUGUGAAAUUAAAUGAGAUGGGUGCAAAGAAGAUUGGAUUCAUUGGCAUUCCACCAAUUGGAUGUGUUCCUUCACAAAGAAAACAUGGAUCAAGAGAAUGUGAUCCAUUGCGGAAUCAAGCCGCAGAACUAUUCAAUUCUAAAAUAGCAAAGGAAAUUGAUCGACUUAAUGCAGAAAGGCAUAUUCAAGACUCAAGGUUUGCUUAUGGAGAUAUAUACUACAAUGUGCUUGAUCUCAUUAAACGACAUGGCCAUUAUGGUUUCAAGGAGGUAACUGAAGGAUGUUGUGGCAGCACAGUGCUAAAUGCAGCAAUAUUCAUCCAAUACCAACCCGCAUGUCCAAAUGUCUACGAUUAUAUUUUCUGGGACAGCUUUCAUCCUACGGAAAAGGCCUACAACAUUGUGGUUGAUAAGAUCUUCCAGCAAAGUCUGCAGUACCUAAUUUGAAGAAACUUCCAUUCUUUCCACUGAAGCCUGAACAAACAUUGUUGCAAACUGCAAUUGAUCUGAGAAUUGGUGCUCGUUGCCGCUUUUAGAACUGUUUUACUACCAUGCAUGGAAUUUCUAUAGCGGGUGAAAGUUUUCUUUUCUCAGAAUGGGUUAUAUGCUAGCAGUGAGCAAAACAUAUCUGAAACUUUUCCUUAAUGGGUAAAACUUGUUUCUUGGUAUAUAAAUUUGGGAUGUGCUGAACUGUUGAUGUGAAUCCUUACAUUUUGGUAUGAGCUUCAAAAGAAAGGGAUUAUAGAG